AUGGAUUUAAUAUUCAUUAUACUUAUAUACUUCAGUUCUAUAAUUUUAUUUAUAAAAACAAACAAUACUUUACCUUCAAAAGAAGCAGCUUCUGUUUAUUACAAUAACAAGUUAUCAAAUCAACAUAACAAUAUAAACAAAUUGUCUAUAAUAAGUCAAUACCGUAUUUCAAAAAUAAAUCUUCAAGGUACUUAUUUAUAUAAAUGUAACGGGAGGUAUUUUGAUAAUUUUUAUGAUGCCUAUAAAUAUGCACAAUUUAUGAUUGAAAAAACAUAUAAUAUAGCUUCUUCAAAUAAUAAUAAUCCAUUUGAAGAUUUUAAUGUUCAAUCUUACUUAGGUACAAACGCAAAAAGUAUUUACAUAUGGAGAAUGGUAUGGAAUGGUUGUGACUAUAAAUGCUUUUCUUCUCAAAAUUAUAAAAUUUUUAGAUUAAAUAUUUUAAAAGAAAUUAAUUUAUUAAGAAAAUACCAUUAUAGUUAUCCUCUUUUAUUAAAUAAUAAACUAGAAAAAUUAGCUCAAAAAUAUGCUGAAAAAUCAGCUAAAGUAGGUAAACUUUUACCAUUAUCUAUAUUUUAUACUUAUGGUCAAACAAUGGGAAUUAUGUUUUAUCUAGCUGGAAAUACUAUUGUUAAUAGAUGGUAUCAAGAAAGUAAGUACUAUGAUUACAAAAAUCAUCGAUCUUCAAAAGGAUUAAAAAUGUUUACACAAUUAGUUUGGCGGAGGACAAAAUUUAUUGGAAUUGGGGUUGCUAAGACCAAUUAUGCACUUUAUAUAGUUUGUUUAUUUCAUCCAAAGGGUAAUGUUAAAAACAAAUUUAAAGAAAAUGUUAUUAAACCUAUAAGAAUAUUUCAUGAAUAA
Messenger RNA from Strongyloides ratti, 858 nucleotides. Its product is annotated as CAP domain-containing protein. Bases 1 to 858 code for a protein of 285 amino acids. The record is from RefSeq and is a predicted model, not a curated record. The transcript has 2 exons. Lineage: Eukaryota; Metazoa; Nematoda; Chromadorea; Rhabditida; Strongyloididae.